CCCCCCCCCCCUAGGGUCGGGGCACCCAGCUCUCUCCCUCUCUCUGGGGUCGGGGCACCCAGCUCUCUCUCUCUCUCUCUCUCUCUCUCUCUCUCUCCCUCUCUCUGGGGUCGGGGCACCCAGCUCUCUCUCUCUCUCUCUCUCUCUGGGGUCGGGGCACCCGGCAUACCUUUGGGAGGGGGAAGGUCGGUGAGAGCCGCCGAGCCUCGGGACUGGAGGGGCAGGGACAGCCGCGCGUCCCCUACCCGUUGGGUGUCGGUGUGAGGCUUCCCGUAGCCGCUCAGCCCCGCCGCACGCCAUGAACGACUCCCAGUGCCUGGACGACCUGCCGGUGGUGUCGCGGUGGACGGCGGCGGCCAAGCGGGAGGUGGGCGUGCGGGACUUCUACAGCGAGAGCCAGCGGCUGGCGCUGGAGGAGCUGGUGGCCGGUGGCCGGGAGGCUUACCUCGCCUUCCUGCACCGGGAGAAGAUGCCGGGCUUCCUAUCGGCCGCUGAGAUCGCCGACAUCCUGGGCUCUGCCGUCAGACCCUCCGAGUCUUGCAACGAGUCCCUGGACCAGUCUUUCAGCGGCUCCCAGGGUCAGUCCACCGGCACCUACUUCCCCGAUGCUUCGGACAUCGAGGUUCCCGAUCUGGACCUGGGCUGGCCGGUCUUCCCGCACAACUGGUACCGAGGGGUGACCCAGGUGGAAGUCUAUUUUCAGCCCAGCUACGGGGAGCUCAUCUACAGCUGCAAGGAGGCGAUCAGGAACCUGAUCAGGAAGGCAGAGAAGGUUAUUGCACUGGUAAUGGACUCGUUCACAGAUAUUGACAUUCUCCAGGACCUCCACGAAGCCUGCAGGAGGAGAAGAAUCCCUGUCUAUAUUCUUCUCGAUCAGUCUGGCCUCCCACAGUUUCAGCAAAUGUGUCAGGAUGCUGGUGUCUGGGUUGAGGAGGAGAGGAAGAUGAGAGUGCGCACCUUGAAGGGAUGUACUUAUUACACAAGAACAGGAGCCAAAGUUAUUGGCAGAGUCCAUGAAAAAUUCAUGUUAAUUGAUUGUGAAAAAGUAGCUACAGGCUCCUACAGCUUCACUUGGACAGAUGGCAAGCUGAACCGCAGUAAUCUGACAGUUCUGUCGGGGCAGUUGUCCGAGUUUUAUGAUGAAGAGUUCCGAAUACUGUACGCCCAGUCAGAACCAAUACCGCUCAAGCACACAGACUACGGGAACCGUGCUAUUUAUGAGGAGUUCACGAUGAAAAGAUUGCUGUCCAAAGAUCCCACAGUCGCUAACACUUUAAGACAAGGAAUUGUGGAGUGUUCUCCAAAUAAGCGCAAACCCGCUGAGAAAAGGCCGCGCCCACAGAGCUCUGUCAGUUCAACAGAUCAGUGCGUGUGUGAAGCAUCGGCCCCGGCUGAUAAUGCCCCUCCAAUAAAUGAGGAGGUGAAGAGUGUUUCUACACAGACUGAGCUAGAAUGGUUGUCGGAGACCACAGUGAAUGGAGCUUCCACACAAACCUGUAUUUUAAUGAAGGAGAUGGAAACCCAAACCUCGUUCUUCUCAAAAUCAUCUACAGCUCAGACCUCUGCUGGUACUGGAAUCAUUCAACGGGCUCAAAUAAUAGCUUCAGUGCCAGAGACAUCCACAGAGGUGACUAAAGGAGAGUCAACUGACUUGGGCAAUUUGCCUCCUGCCUCCACCGCAGAAUCCACCAAUAGUUCGAGUACUUCAUCUGGCACCACUGUUUCUGAGAGUCAGCCAUGCUCCAAAGCUGUCAGGUAUCCUCGAGUGGACCUCCGCUGUGCUGACUCCUCCCUAAAGAACUACUUUCAGAAGCUGACCAAAGAGCGACAGUUGCAUUACUCUGUCAUUCGCUCAAAGCUGAACAACAUGGUUGCCAUCCUCUCGAGAAACCAGCACCUGAGCGUUAUCCAUAGCCGAGGGCCAGGCCAGUACAAUGUGAGGGAUAAGAGAGAGUUGAUGAGCAGGAGCAGGGUCUUCGGAUUCAGGGAUGCACCCAUGCUGGCUUCAUUGGCACUGCGAAAUUGAAUCUGUGCCCAAUCACCUAUGCAGUUAAAUAUGGACAGGCAAUGCAAUGAAUAGUAUUUGCUCCUUGGAUGAAGUGUUUUUGUUUGGCCUGCAGGUUAAAUGUUCGGUUGUUUGUGCCAGUAUGCACUUCGUUUCUUACGACAGAGCCAGACUGUCAACGGUUUUGACGCAUUAUUUUUCUUGAAUCACUGUCAUCUUUUUAUUCAAAAAAAGGGAAUCUUUACCCCCUUGUCUUAGCUGUGCACCAGCGUUUAGCUGUCUCGCCUCUGAAUUGAGAGAUUGUGGGUUCAAGCCCCACUCAAGACUCCGGGCUUGCACUGUGUUGCAGGACUGAAGGAGUUCUAUAUUGUCAGACGUGCCACCUCUUGGACGAGAUGUUGAAUUGAGGCUCCUGUCUCCACCUGCCUCCAAGGGUAGAUAUGAAAGAUCCCAUGUAAUGAAAAGCACUGUUGUUUUAUAUAACCACUUUAUAAGUGCUGCCUUUCUUUUUUCGCCUGUGGUACUUGGUUUUAUUUUGAGAAACAAAGAUUUGUGCUAAUGAUUGAUGGAAUCAAGAGUGUGAAACUAUUGUUGUGGAAACUUAAAAAUGACACUGGGGUGGAUUAUGAUAGCAGUCUGAAGAAAUAUUCUCCUGGAGGACUUGAAUGACUUGGCAUUUGUUUUUGCUUCCUUAAAGUAAGGAACAACAUAUUGAAAAAUUCAAAUACAUUACCUCAGUUGCUUUGAGGGGCAGAAUACGAUUUUGUCACAUAAUUAACUUCACUGCUUUUGAAACUUGAUCACAUUGAAAUGAAGAACAUUUUGGUCUUCCGGCUUAAAGAUGAAAGGAGAGGAAUUUUCUUUCUUGGUCUUGAUUGCUUUGACCCAAGUUCAAGAACUAACAUCCACAAUCCCUCAGGAAAAAAACAAGUAAAAAAAAUUUUUUUUUUUCAGGGUACAAUCAUGAUGUGUGUAACUUUUUAGUAAUAUUGGAUAUAAUAUUGGCCUUCCUCCUCUUUAGCUUUAUUUAAUACUAUUAAUGUAUCCUUCUAUUUCCUCUAUCAAUAUAUCCUUUUUCUUUAUUAUCACCACUCAUCCCCCAUAUUUAUCCAGCUUCCCUAUAAAUGCAUCUACAUUGUUCAUCUUAAUCAGCCCUUGUGGUGAGCUCGGUGUUCACCCACUCCUGAAUAAAGAGGUUACUCAUAAAUUGCAUUAUUUCAUUUAUUAACCUUGUGAUCCCCAGUUUUUGACUCUCCCCAGUUUCAAACAAAUUUACCAAGUGUACUUUCAUUAAUUUUAAAUGCAGUUUAAUGGAUUUAGUUUUGGAUGUCAUUUUGUAAAUCUGUGUGUAAAGACCUGAAAACCCUAUUCAUAAACUUGCAUGCAAGUUUUAAAAAGCAAAUCAGCUUAAGUUGAGUAUUAAAUAUUACACCUGGCUCAAAGAUCCCUGCAUUCUGCCAGAUGAUUUAGCCCUAAUCUCUACAGGAGGUGAAAUGGGUUUUUCCAUGUAUCAGCUAUCCCUCCAUUUCCCCUGAGCUGUUAAGGGAAUGCCAGACUGGAGCCUCUACAUACAGCCAUAAGGACUGCCUUUAGCGGGUCAUAACUUUACAUAACCAGAUGUUUACAGCUGCUGAAUGAAGUUUUCCAUCCCAUCUGUAAGUUGUGGCUUUGUCAUCUGCAUCCCAAGAUAACAUCCCAGUAUCUAGUUCACUGCCCAAGCCAAAACUCCUGAAUUAUCAUUGUUUACCAGUGACUAGCUUAUUCUGUGUAUGUCUGUGAUUUGUAGCAGGAAUGAUUUCAUUGGUGUUCUAAUCCUUCCGGACCGCGCCCCCCCCCCC
Molecule: messenger RNA, 3843 nt
Organism: Pristis pectinata (smalltooth sawfish)
Lineage: Eukaryota; Metazoa; Chordata; Chondrichthyes; Rhinopristiformes; Pristidae
Product: protein FAM83D-B-like
Exons: 4
Coding region: 299-2026 (575 amino acids)
Biological process (GO): positive regulation of cell cycle G1/S phase transition; regulation of TOR signaling; protein localization to mitotic spindle
Cellular component (GO): mitotic spindle pole; cytosol
Source: RefSeq, a predicted model, not a curated record